This is a messenger RNA of Mytilinidion resinicola, 1644 nucleotides long. RefSeq lists its product as uncharacterized. Gene Ontology annotation, cellular component: cytoplasm; cytosol; nucleus. Gene Ontology annotation, biological process: protein geranylgeranylation; small GTPase-mediated signal transduction; vesicle-mediated transport. NCBI's taxonomy places the organism in Eukaryota, Fungi, Ascomycota, Dothideomycetes, Mytilinidiales, Mytilinidiaceae. The transcript is spliced from 5 exons. The coding region runs from base 1 to 1644 and encodes 547 amino acids. Gene Ontology annotation, molecular function: GDP-dissociation inhibitor activity. The record is from RefSeq and is a predicted model, not a curated record.
AUGGAGUCUUUGGACGGCACAGAUUGGGACGUCCUCAUAGUGGGGACGGGCUUGUCCCAGUCUCUUCUCGCAACAGCAUUGUCUCGCUCAGGGAAGAAAAUUCUGCACAUUGACAAGAACGACUACUAUGGCGGCAGCGAGGCUGCCUUCAGUCUUCAAGAGGCUGAGGGCUGGUCCAGAAGUGUAGCAAAAGAUGGUUCAUCAUCCACUACCUUCGCAAAUGUAUCCAUCCAUCAACCGGAAGGGUCUGAGACGGACUUGACCAAGCUGUUAUCCUCUCGUGCAUACAGCCUGUCGUUGUCGCCCCAACUGAUCUACACCCGAUCGCGUAUUCUCCCAAUCCUCGUGUCCUCCAAAGUCCAUCGACAGCUUGAAUUCCUUGCUGUUGGGGCUUGGUGGGUCUAUACGCCUGGAAACAGCGCAGAAAAACUCUCUGGAAACUCCUCGCAGAGUCGAUCGGGAACUGCUGUUGGCCACGGAGCAUUGAACAAGGUGCCCAGUGGACGAGAGGACAUAUUCGCCGCUCAAGAUUUAGACAUGAAGGCCAAGCGGUCUCUCAUAAAGUUCUUGAGAUUUAUCGGCGAGUAUGAAGAGCAAGGUGAAGUGUGGGAAGCACACAGCCAGGCGCCAUUCUCGACAUUCCUCUCCGAGCAAUUCAGGAUUCCCGUUGCAUUGCACGCAUCGCUUCUGGCUCUGACCCUAUCAUCAUUGGAUGCUGACCACACAACCACAGAAUUUGCUCUCCCUCGAAUUGCGAGGCAUCUUCGAUCUAUCGGAAGUCUUGGGCCUGGGUUCGGCUCUGUCAUACCGAAAUGGGGAGGCCUCUCUGAAGUCUGUCAGGUUGGAUGUCGUGCUGGAGCCGUAGGAGGCGCAGUGUAUGUGCUCGGCAAUGGUCUUGCAGGACCUGUGAUUGACGAACACCCAUCUGAUGGUGCGACUACCGAAACAGCAACAUCUUCAGAUCACCUUAUGGUUGUACUCAAAGAUGGCGAGUCCGUAAAGACACGUUGGAUUGCAGGCUCCAGAACCCCACAACCGACCGAACCUCAAAUAUGUUCUAAAUCUAUCACGAUCGUAUCUUCCUCGAUUGAGGCACUAUUCCCUCCCAUAGCUGAAGGAGCCCCCAAACCAGCCGGCGCCGUCGUGUUCUUCCCGUCUGGAAGUCUUGUUCCACCAGAUGAGGAGGAUGCAGCGCCAACACUCUCCUCUGUCUAUGUGUUUGUACACUCAAGCGACACUGGGGAGUGUCCAGCCAACCAAAGUAUUCUGUAUGCGAGUGUCGCGUUGGCCGGUGACAAGGCCGUCAAUCUACUCGACAAAGCCGUCCAAUCUUUACUGAGUAGUGUCAACGCGCAGCCACAGCCUGCAAUCUUGUGGUCGCUCCGAUACGAGCAGCGUUCUCAGCUUACGCAGCGUUCUCAGCUUACACAGCGCCAAGAGAAUCUCGCUUCUACACGUACCGCAUCGCUCGAUCAGCAGAUCCUCGUCUUUCCACCCACAUCCCUCGAUCUUGCCUUUGACGACUCCGUCCUUGACCAGGUGAAGGGAGUCUGGCGAACUAUCGUAGGCGACGAGGGCGGAGACUUCAUGGUGUUCGAGGAUCGCGAAGGGGCGGGUGCUGAUGAUGAGGGGGGUGAGCUAUGA